Molecule: messenger RNA, 9303 nt
Organism: Nothobranchius furzeri (turquoise killifish)
Lineage: Eukaryota; Metazoa; Chordata; Actinopteri; Cyprinodontiformes; Nothobranchiidae
Gene: nrxn3a
Product: neurexin 3a
Source: RefSeq, a predicted model, not a curated record
GCAUGUCAGUGUGCGCGCGCCUCCUGCCCGCAGCCGCUGCAAGUCGCACCGAGCAAACAGCGGCUUUUGUGCGCAUGAUGCACCGUGAUCGACGCACCUGAGAGGAGCGACAGAGCCAGCCCGGUACCGCCAGGCGCCCCGCCGCUCCGCACCGCACCGCAGCCGCGCAGCACGCGCAAGGGAACACCGCUGCUUCCAACUGAAUCCUGGAUUUUAAAAAGUGCGGCUGUUUGCAGAGUUUGCUGCUGGAUUUUAGCAGGGAUGAAGCUGGCUCUGCUCUCACCUCCACCUCACAUCUGACAACAUGGAGGAAACUCACGUUGCCCUGAGAAGCAGACACGUCCAUAAAGUCCGACUUCACACCAAAAACCUGGACUUGAGCCGCCGUGAAGAGUAGAAACGGAUCAGGCAGCUCCUCUUCCUCCACAUGAUCACUGCCUUGCAGCGUCGGGACAACUCCUUCCCACCAAGACUGUUAACCACUAAGACUGUUAUCUUCUACCUUUUUCUUCUCAAAGCUUAUUUUUAUAUCAAAUGUUUAUCUGAACAUAUCUUCUUGUGGAUCAAAGUGUGGAUUCUAGAAGUUUAGCCAAAAGAUUCCGGUCUGAUUGAAUUCCCGCUCCUUGGAUUAAUCCGUUCCCUGCAGCUAUGGAUCUUGUGGGUUUUUCUAUCAGGCUUCAUCUGCUCCUCAGCUCUUGUCUGGGUCUGGACUUUUUGGGCACACCAGGUCAGUGGGCCCGCUACCUCCGCUGGGACGCCAGCACCCGCGGUGACCUCAGCUUCCAGCUAAAGACGGACGCCUCUGAGGCGCUGCUGAUGUACUUUGAUGAUGGAGGCUACUGUGACUUUCUGCAGCUAGCAGUGGUGGAGGGACGCCUGCAGCUGCGCUUCAGCAUCGACUGUGCUGAGACCACUGUGGUGUCCACUAAACGGGUGGACGACGGCCGCUGGCACACUGCCACGCUGAGCAGGUCGAGCAGGCGUACGACACUGGUGCUGGACGGCGAGGCCAAAGGGGACGAGGUCAAGCCUCAGCGUCAGUCCAUGAAAAUAGUCAGCGACCUAUUCUUGGGUGGAGUUCCUCAGGACAUCCGCACCGGUGCACUUACACUGCCUACAGCACGAAUCAUGCAACCCUUCAGGGGAACAAUCACAGACCUCAGAUAUGGGACCUCGCAGCCCCUGCUACUGGGAAGCCUUAAGGUGCCCCUGGAGUCUGAGGGUUGGUGCACGGUGAACCCGUGUGAGAACGGUGGGACGUGCACGCUGGUGGAUGGAGCAGCAAUCUGCGACUGCUCCAAAACGGAGUACAAGGGCCGCUUCUGUAGUGAAGAGGUCGGCAAGAAAACUCCAGGCUUUGCUCAUAUGAUGGCAGAACAAGCUAAAAGCAAAGGUACAGCCUUUUCCAAAUCUUUCCUUUACCGCCUGUAUGAACAGCGCCGCUCGCUCUCGAGGGAGGAGAACGUGGCCACCUUCCGGGGCUCUGAGUUCUUCUGCUACGACCUCUCCCAGAACCCCAUCCAGAGCAGUAGUGACGAGAUCACGCUCUCCUUCAAGACGUGGCAGCGUAAUGGUCUCAUCCUUCACACGGGGAAGUCAGCCGACUACGUCAACCUGGCGCUGAAGGAUGGGGCGGUGUCCCUCGUUAUUAACCUGGGAUCUGGAGCCUUUGAAGCCAUCGUGGAGCCUGUCAACGGGAAGUUCAACGACAACUCGUGGCAUGAAGUCAAAGUGACUCGAAACCUCCGGCAGGUGACGAUAUCAGUGGAUGGGAUUCUGACCACGACGGGCUACACUCAGGAGGACUACACCAUGCUGGGGUCGGAUGACUUUUUUUAUGUGGGGGGGAGCCCCAGCACAGCAGACCUUCCUGGAUCUCCAGUCAGCAACAACUUCAUGGGCUGUCUGAAGGAGGUGGUGUACAAGAACAAUGACAUCCGUCUGGAAUUGUCUCGGAUGGCUCGGCUCCUGGACCCAAAGAUGAAGAUACAGGGUGAGGUGGCCUACAGGUGUGAGAACGUGGCAACACUGGACCCGAUUUCCUUUGAGACUCCGGAGGCCUACAUCAGUCUCCCCAAGUGGAACACCAAGCGGAUGGGGUCCAUAUCUUUUGAUUUCCGUACAACCGAGCCCAACGGACUCAUCCUGUUCACUCAUGGAAAACCUCAGGAGCGUAAAGAUGCUGCUCGCAGCCAGAAAAACACGAAGGUGGACUUCUUUGCUGUUGAACUUCUGGAUGGGAGUCUGUACCUGCUGCUGGACAUGGGCUCUGGGACCAUAAAGGUGAAAUCCACCCAGACCAAAGUGAACGAUGGAGCGUGGUACCACGUGGACAUCCAGAGAGAUGGUCGUUCAGGUACCAUCUCUGUAAACAGCAGGAGGACCCCGUUCACGGCCAGCGGAGAGAGCGAAAUCCUGGACCUGGAGGGAGACAUGUAUCUGGGAGGUCUUCCAGUGGACCGCUCCAACCUCAUCCUGCCCACCGAACUCUGGACAGCAAUGCUGAACUACGGCUACGUCGGCUGCAUCCGGGACCUGUUCAUCGACGGUCGGAGUAAGGACAUCCGGCAGAUCGCCGAGGCCCAGAACGGCGCUGGCAUCAAACCCUCGUGCAACAAGCAGCAGGGGAAGCAGUGCGAGAGUUACCCGUGCAAGAACCGAGGUGUCUGCAAAGAGGGCUGGAACCGGUUCAUCUGCGACUGCACCGGCACUGGGUACUGGUCACGUACCUGUGAGAGAGAGGCCUCCAUCCUCUCCUACGAUGGCAGCAUGUACAUGAAAGUGGUGAUGCCGACCGUCAUGCACACCGAGGCCGAGGACGUCUCGCUACGGUUCCGGUCCCAGCGCGCCUACGGCCUCCUCAUGGCCACCACCUCCCAGGACUCGGCCGACACGCUGCGGCUCGAGUUGGACGGGACUCGGGUCAAACUCACAGUCAACUUAGACUGUAUCAGGAUAAACUGUAACUCCAGCAAGGGACCGGAGACCCUGUAUGCCGGGCAAAAGCUCAAUGAUAAUGAGUGGCAUACGGUCCGCGUGGUGCGGCGGGGCAAAGCCUACAAGCUAACGGUUGACGAUGAUGUAGCAGAAGGCCAGAUGGUGGGUGACCACACCCGCCUGGAGUUUCACAACAUCGAGACCGGCAUCAUGACGGAACGUCGCUUCCUUUCCAGCAUCCCAUCGAGCUUCAUCGGCCACCUGCAGAGCCUCAGAUUCAAUGGGAUGCUCUACAUCGACUUGUGCAAGAACGGCGACAUCGAUUACUGCGAGCUCAACGCCCGUUUUGGGGUUCGCUCCAUCAUCGCCGACCCCGUCACCUUCAAGUCUAAGAGCAGCUACCUGAGUCUGGCCACCCUGCAGGCCUACACCUCCAUGCACCUGUUCUUCCAGUUCAAAACCACGUCUCCGGAUGGAUUCAUCCUCUUCAACUCCGGAGAUGGCAACGACUUCAUCGCUGUGGAGCUGGUUAAAGGGUACAUCCACUACGUUUUUGAUCUUGGAAACGGACCAAACCUCAUCAAGGGAAAAAGUGAGCGGGCGCUGAACGACAACCAGUGGCACAACGUGGCGAUAACCCGAGACAACAGCAACACACACUCGCUGAAGGUGGAUGCCACGGCAACGAGUCAGACCAUCAAUGGGGCCAAGAACCUGGACCUGAAAGGGGACCUCUUCAUCGCAGGACUGGGUCCGGGCAUGUAUGGAAACCUUCCCAAGCUCGUGGCGUCCAGAGAGGGCUUCCAGGGCUGUCUGGCCUCGGUGGACCUGAAUGGCCGCCUGCCAGACCUGCUGAACGAUGCCUUGUUUCGCAGCGGACAGAUCGAACGUGGAUGUGAAGGUCCCAGCACCACCUGUCAGGAGGACUCCUGUGCCAACAUGGGGAUCUGCAUCCAGCAGUGGGAGAACUACACCUGCGACUGCUCCAUGACCUCCUACACGGGGACGCAGUGCAAUGACCCUGGAACCACCUACAUCUUUGGUAAAGGAGGAGGUCUCAUCGUCUUCAGCUGGCCAGCUAACGAGAGACCGAGCACCAGGACCGACAGACUGACCGUUGGCUUCAGCACCUCUCUGAAAGACGGGAUCCUGGCUCGGAUAGACAGCGCUCCUGGUCUGGGGGACUACCUGAUGCUGCACAUACAACAAGGGAAGAUCGGCGUGACGUUCAACAUCGGCACCGAGGACAUCAGCGUGCUGGAGAGCAGUACCCCAGUGAAUGAUGGGAAAUAUCACGUCGUCCGCUUCACCAGGAAUGGAGGCAACGCCACGCUGCAGGUCGACAACUGGUCCAUCAACGAGCAUUUCCCAACCGGGAACAGCGACAUUGAACGCUAUCAAACGGCCAAUAAGAAAAUUCCUUUCAAAUAUGUCCGACCGGUAGAAGAAUGGCUGCAGGAUAAAGGACGACAGCUGACCAUUUUCAACACUCAAGCGACGAUCGCCGUCGGGGGCAGCGAUCGAGGGCGACCUUUCCAGGGUCAGCUGUCAGGCCUUUAUUACAACGGUCUCAAGGUGCUAAAGAUGGCCGCCGAAGCCAACCCCAACAUCAGGGUCAACGGCAGCGUGAGGCUGGUGGGAGACGUGCCCAGUGUGGCUGGGUCUGCCAGAACCACGGCCAUGCCUCCAGAGAUGUCCACCACCUUCAUGGAGACCACCACGAUGAUGUCCACCACCACCACCCGGAAGCACAGAUCCUCCUCCACUGUGCAGAAGCACACAACAGACGACAUCGUGUCCUCUGCGGAGUGUUCGAGCGAUGACGAAGACCUCGACGACUGUGACACCAACCAUCCAGGUGGGCUAGCACUCCCUACAGAGCCAGGCAUCAGGCGAGUCCCGGGGCCCUCGGAGGUGGUCCAUGAAUCUAGCAGCACCACCGGGAUGGUCAUCGGAAUAGUGGCGGCCGCAGCCCUGUGUAUCCUCAUUCUGCUGUACGCCAUGUAUAAGUACAGGAACAGGGAUGAAGGCUCCUACCAGGUGGACGAGAGCCGGAACUACAUAACCAACUCCGCUGUGCAGAGCAACGGCGCUGUGAUGAAAGACAAACAGCAGAGCCUGAAGAGCAGCAACAAGAGACAGAAAAACAAGGAUAAGGAGUACUACGUGUGACUGAGGGACUUUGGUUAAGCACUGAAGAGAGCGAGAGAGAGAGAGAGAGAGAGAGAGAGAGAGAGAGAGAGAGAGAGAGAGAGAGAGAGAGAGAGAACUUUUAUCAGCAGGUUCCCUGUGAGGAGCUGUGACCCAUGAUGAUACCACAUGGAGCUUCUGUGCUGAGUAGUUGGACUGAUGAGAUGUACUGUAACAUAAAGCACACCAACCAUCGAGCAAAACGCGUAACGACAAGGUUAAAUAGCACCUUUAGAACCUGUAUCUGGUCAGAGACGUCGUCAGCAUAGAAACACCCACGGCAUCAUCCUCCUCAGUGACUUUUAGAGCUGUGUGAUCCUUGGCAUUAAACAAUUCUGGGUGAAAUUGUUAAUUACAAAAGGCUCAUUAUCCAUCAGCAUGUCAGCAGCAAGUGAAGGGGCAGUCAGGCGCACAACGGUUGUACAAGUACAAAGGACUCUUGUGUCACAAUACUACCGAUUUUUAUGCUUUAUAAAUUAUAUAAGUGUGGUGUCUUACUUACUUUUGCUUAAAGCAAAAAAGGCAAAAAGAGCAGAAAGACAACGAUUUCUGUGUAUUAAAAAAUGAGCCGAUAGCCGAGGGCAGGCCUCAUACCGUCUGUUUGCUCUGGCGUCUAAUUCACCACAGUUAUUCCCAUUGUCCCACGGACACAGUGACUCUCUUUGUGGGAAGAAGCGCCUGAUUGUAAAAUGCAUGCCAUCCUGAUUCCACAGUAAGGUACCGUACAGUAAAAGUCCAGUCUAGAGUGUGGAACCUGGAUCGUGCAAAAACACUCGUUCGUCUUCAGACCUGGACUUGUGGAGCCCUCUGAAAGGUGCUGCAGACCCGCGCUGGCUGGCGCCGCAGCGGCGUGCUUCUCCUGUCGUUUUCUUUUCUACGGAGGUGUUGGGAAGGAGACUGAUGCAGUACUACAACACUGUUAACUCGUGUGUACACAGAAGUAAACCAGAUGUUGAACGUGUGAAUUCUAUCUGCUGUCGCAGCAGCCGUGUGAAAAAAAGAGAAAUUUGUUUACAUAUUUUAUUACAUGCUAUCUGUUGUACUUUGUAGGGAGUAAACUGUACAUAUACCAUGACGGUUGUCACUUUUAGUACCUCUAUUGUACAGACUGAAGAUAUGAUUUAUCAACAGAGUUCAUGAUGAAAUCUAUUAACUGUUCAUUUACACAAAGAAGACUUUAUUUAGCCAGACUGUGGAGACUCAUAUUGAUAUUCAUAAAGAAUAAAAAUGUAUUGUUAGCCUAGAAAACUACGCAGAUGUUUCUAAAGUUGCAUGAAUAUUUAACUACAGAUACACGCUGCCAUCUCGUCUCUACCGCGGGGUUUUGUGUCUGGCUGCACUUCUCAGAGGUCAGCGCUCUAAUAAAGGAUGGGUCCAUCAGCGUCACCUCUUCGUUUAUCGCUCGUUUCCGUUAGCGACCAUCGGGCUUAAAGAGGAGGAGAGUUGUUCUCACGACUCGUACUUUCUGUUCCUGCUGUUGUUUUUCAUAACCUUUUUCAUCCGUUUGAUAAAUAAAACUUUGGGUUUUUUUCUCUGGAAUUAUUUUGUACUCGCUGAGGGAGAAAUGAUCCUGUCAGCCUUCCGGCAUUUCUUUAGAGUCCAGGAAGAGCUAACAUUCCCAACCGGGAUCAUUUGGCUUUGCUUAUCAGGAAGAACUUGGCAUACUUACCAUCUAGCGUUGUAUGGAAGCCCUAAAAGGCCAAAACCUCGCAACACCGAAGCCGACUGCUUCUUUAAAUGUGAGAAUUUUCUGUUUGUAAAGAAACCUUCAUUUGGUUUAUUAGAGUUAGGGUUAGGGCAACAUGAUGCCACAUUUAUAUCCAUCUAAAACACAACACAACAACAUCCUGUUUAUUUGUUCUUGCAUUUUGAGAAAAACAUUUUAAUGUCGCACAAAAAAAUAAACAAAAAUAAAAAUAUUCCCAAAAUCAGGAAAACAAUUUUUGGGACGUUUUCCUUAUCCUUAAGGGCUUCCAUACUGUUAUAAUUUUGAGUUCUAGCUAAUUCUGUUUGUUUGUUUGUUUGUUUGUUUGUUUGUUUGUUUGUUUGUUUGUAGGACGUUUCUGAUUUGUGUUCUCUCCAAAGAUUAAAUGAUAAUUAUUUGUUGAUCUUAUUGUUAAUUCACAGUUUAAACUGAGCUCAUCGGUUUGUUUCCGCUGGUUUUAUUCAAACGCUGAGUCAUCAGCUGAUCGACUCAGGAAACCAUAAUCUAAAUAAUGACUCAUCGUUUUCAUUCAGGCCAUUAUUUUUCUUACGGCUGUUUAUGAAUGUAUUUAUUGUUGCCCCGCCCCGCCCCGCCUCACCUUUCGCCUCCACACCUGGGUCAGCACAAGUCCUGGUUAGAGCCGCCCGUGAGCAGCGGGGUUUGGGUUCUUGUCCUCAGGGCGGACCGGGUUCUGUCUGAGGGUGCUGCUGGGUUUGAUGCGGUUGUGCGGCUCAUUCGUCUCAAACGUCCAGCAUCACUAAAGGUCCGGCUGCACUUUGCUUCAGUAAGAAGACGUCUGGUCUGUUGUAAACGGAGGAUGUGUCCCGGCCCUUUCCCAGCUAGACUCUAGCUCAGGAGGUGUUGUACAAACGUCAGGCGACAGCUGAGGGAGCUGGACGGAGAGAGAGAGGAACAAUAGUAGCUGAACGCUGUCUGGUGAGGUUUAGUGAGGAGAUGAGGAGGGAUGCUAUUCUUCAGCAUGUAGACACCGCCUACAGCUCUUCUUCCCAUCCAGACAAACGUUCAGCUUCGGGACCGCUGAGGCUAGAACCCUCAGUGAGUUCAAUAAAACAGGAAUUCCUUCCCAGUUAGUCCAGUUUCUGACUCCCGAGGAAGCCCUGUUGAAACCUUCUCCUUGGACCUCCAGUCCGAGCCUCUCUGUGACGCUGCGGCUAUCAGACAACCGGCUCUUCUAACAGCCAAACGAACAGCCUUCCAGCUUCCUGUUGUGAGCUGCAGAGAUCUCAAGACCGGACGGGUCGAGUCGGAGCUGAUCUACGGGCUCCGGACACGUUGAGGUCGAUGUCCACCCGACUUCCGACAGUCUGGAUCUGCCGGGGGUCUCUACACAAAGGGUCUUGUAGACUCAAGAGAUUGCAUCUGAUGACUUUAUCAACCCGUAGCUCAUCAAACAAACAUCUAAAUUCUUUCACACCCAGAUUUCACAAACUCUCAGAUACAAACAACAGUUGCUGCAACAUCCAGCUCCGGUCACAUCCACCACACCACUUCUCCUCAUUCAUAUCUGUCAUGUAUGGAUGAUUAGUUUAGUUAAAAGAAUUAAAAUCAUUUUAUAAACUAUAAACUGACUCUGGAUUCAUACAAAUGGCGGUCCCUGAAGAAGAAAAGCAACUAGAAUCUUCUGAUUAACAUUCAAACAUCGAUCAGGUUGAUAUUUUCAUGUUUAGAUGGAAAAUCACAUCAUUUUCAAUUAAGCUGUAAAGUUUCAGUUUCCUUACAUUAUUAUUGUUUUAUCACAAUUUUUUUCUAACUUUAAAAAUAUUUUAAUAUUUUGAUUUUUUAUAUUUUAAUAGUUUUGUUGUUGUUUGUUUUUGUUUACGUGAAGCGCCUCGUGAUUUUUAUCUUGAGCGGCGUCAUAUGAAAGAGAAUCUCUCAUAAACCAGCUCCAGUGGAUGGUGGCAGAACUGGUUUCAGAUCUUCUCUCUGGCCUAAACUAACGAACCCUCACACGUCCAACCCUCCAUCGAACCCUCCAGAUGCUCACAACUUCAUCUCGGGUCAAAGCGACAUCGUUUUGAGCGUCGGAGCGAUGCUGUUUCCAUCUGCUCACAGCUGAUGAAAACCCACAUUCAACAUCCCAGACAGUCGGGUUAUUGUGAAAAGCUUCAAUAUUCCAGACUCAAAGUGUCGCUGUGGCCAGCUGAUGAGUCCAGGACACCUGUAGCGGGUUCCUGAGCCUUCAGCUGGUUUUCCUGGAGCUGGACCUCCAACAGGAUGCAAGCCUGUAUUCCAGAUCUUCCUUGGAUAAAAGAGAGGGCAUCCAGACAGGUCCAAAGGUCUGGUUCUGUGAUGUCUGGAUAAUAAUUGACCCUUAUUCCAAUAAAGAGACGAGAUGUUCAGUAAACAAAUAUUCACCUUUAUUUCAUAACUUCUCUCUUUUUACAUACAAAAAUAAUUUUAUGGAAUCCUGAUGGAAACACACACACACACACACACACACACACACACAC